AUGGCUCAAAGGAAAUCCAAAUCUUCCGGUGGUGCUUUCAAAUCCUCUCCCACCACCAAGAGAGCACCCAAGGUCCUCACAAACAAGAAGAAAAAGAAUAACAAAGCAGACAGGAGCGGCGCAGAGUACAAAGGAUCUCCUGUCCGCCAUAUGGAUUUGCAGCCGUGGGACGUUUUGCUAGGCCGUGGCGGCUAUAUAUAUAUGGCAAAAGGGAACGCCAAGCUGAAAGAAGUCGUGGCGGAGAAUCAACACCAAUUCAAUCUCCUUGAUGACCGAGGAAGCAAAAAGGGGAAGACCAAUCUCUCGGCGCAGAUAGUUGUGUACAUGGUGCGCCGGGGGGCGAGGUUCCUCCGGCGAGGUAAACGCGGCGAGUGGGAGGACGUUACAGCGCACCCCACCCUUGCAAGAUCCAAGAUCUCCACGCUGUUUCGCGCAGGCAAAAGCAAGAAAGCAGAAAGCAAGAAAGCAGACGCACCCGGCUGCUCAGGCGCACCCGGAAGCACUCGCUCUGAUCCCAGCAGGGACAAGCCCGCCGCUUGCCGCAAGGAAGACAUGGAUCCAGACAAAGAGGAGCCACCCAAAAGUCCGCCAAGCCCAACUCAAAGCGUGAGGGCUUCUACGCCCCCAACCCCCACGGCGCGAGCUUUUUGGUACGGCCCUUUGAGCCCACGCACCGUGAUUGUCCCCGGUUACCCACCCAUAGGUAUGCCAGUACCAAUGCUUGUACCAAUGGCCCCACCGAUGCUUGCGCCAGCUCAAAACCGCCCGCCCUGGUCGGAGAUCAACGUCGCCGUAGCUGGCGGUACAGUGCUAGCGCCGCGUUGUGGCCCUUAUUACCUUCAGAUGCGAUCACCCCAGGGCUCUGUGGACUUAACCCAAGCGACGGGCGAGUGCAAUCAGACGGCAACUGGCGCGAAGCCACGGCACUUUGCGAGGAAGACCGACGUAUGUGAUCGUCUUGGCUUGGACUUAGACGCCCGAAAAGAGAUGACAGGCGAUCCUCCCGAGGAUCCUUCCGAGGAUCCUUCCGAGGAGGGAUGUGAUCGGCUCGUCCUGGAUGCAGAUGCCUGGGACAAAUUACUGGAAAAUCCCGACGUUGCCUCUCGUCUUGAAAGGCUCAAGCCAGAGACAGAGAGCCCCGUCGAAAAGCCUGACGAUGAUGAGGCCUUGAAGGAAGAUUCGGUAACUGUUGAUGUUCAGCAUCUCUUCGACGAUCUUGAGCUCUUCGCUGAUUUGGAAGGUCUUGAGCUCUUCGUUGAUUUGGAAGAAGCAGCAAUGGACAUCGAUAGUGAUGAUGACAAAUCCAUUUGUUAG
Molecule: messenger RNA, 1314 nt
Organism: Seminavis robusta
Lineage: Eukaryota; Bacillariophyta; Bacillariophyceae; Naviculales; Naviculaceae
Source: the annotation of a GenBank genome assembly